AUGUCUGACUCUGGUAACUAUGAAUCUAGCUAUGGAUACGACUACAAUAAUUCUUCGGAUACUGGUAUGAUGCCUGGAAUGAUGUAUCCUGGUGGUUCUGCUCGUUUUAAUGAAAACACUGGACAAUACGGACCUUCCCCAAUGGAUGACUCUUCUAGUGGUAUGAUGCCUGGAAUGGUGUAUACUGGUGGUUCUGCUCGUUUCGAUGAAAACACGGGAACGUACAGAUGGUGAUAUUUGGUAUCUCAAUGGAUGAUAUAAAUUCGUCUGAAAACUUCUCUAAUUUUCAUUGUCUUUUCUUUCAUCGCGCAUUAUUUAUUCCGAAAUAAACUGCUAUCUGAAACAAAAAUAUUAAUACAGGGGUUCCCAAAAUGAUAAGACCCCCCCCCCCCCUCUACAAAUUUGAGAAUAAUAAGGCUUUCACAACUAAGGAAUCUAAUGUCAUAUAUAUAGACACUGCUAAAGCAUCUAUCAUGUACUAUAUUGAUAUCUAUUUUGUUAAAUAUUAAUAAUAUUUUCAUUCAAGAAAUUUUGAAUUCCACUUUUUGCAUAAUUAUAAAACCCUCUCCUCUGGAGUAUAAAAGUAUUCCCUUGAUGUUCAUUUUUUUCAAGUCAAAAAAAAUCUUUUAGUAUCUAUUCGAAAGAGGAGAUCAUUAGUUAUCUACUGAAAAAAAUAUAGAAUUAUAGGGUGUGGGUGUGGGUGUGGGUGUGGGUGUGGGUGUGGGUGUGGGUGUGGGGGUGUGGGUGGGUGUGU
Messenger RNA from Rotaria sp. Silwood1, 754 nucleotides. NCBI's taxonomy places the organism in Eukaryota, Metazoa, Rotifera, Eurotatoria, Philodinida, Philodinidae. The record is from the annotation of a GenBank genome assembly.